AUGGACAAUUACAGAGCUGGCAAACGCAGCUCUAUCUCCUUUGGAAGCUUCCAAAGACCCGUGGUGAACUUCAAUCAAAAUGACCUUUCUUACUACUCGCCGCGGCAAAUGUACGCCGCGCAACAACAGCAACAACAACCGCCAACUCAGCAAACACCAAUGGCAUUCUAUCCAUGUCGUUACGAGGCCAAUUUCCCGCUUUAUGCGUUGGACUGGAGCCCCGAGGAUUACGUCGCGGUCGGAUCGUACCGGGAGGAUAGUUAUAACAAAUUGCAGAUUUUGCAUUCUUCAGACGUGAUUUCGUGGGACAAAGUGGGAGAGGCCAACAGCGUUUUCCCAAUUUCAAGAAUUCAAUGGUGUCCCAAUGGGAGCUCGCAGCAGUUAGCAACGUGUUCAGACUCGUUGCGGCUGUGGACUUUCACGGAUUUCACGCUGGAAGAACAACUCAACUUGUCGCUACAGCGGUACAACAAGAGCAACGGCAACUCUGGCGAAUCUGGCAGUGGCAAAACAAGCUCUUCGGUAACGCUGGGCCAGCUGCCGCCCGUUUCCUCGUUCCAUUGGAACCCCACAGACCCCAAUCUGCUGAUUUCCAGCUCCAUUGACACCACUUGCACCGUUUGGGAUUUGCAGUCCAGCAACUACGCCAAGACUCAACUGAUUGCUCACGAUAGCGAGGUAUUUGACGUCAAGUUUUUGACGCAAUCGACGCAGCUGUUUGCGAGUUGCGGUGGAGAUGGCAGUGUAAGAGUGUUUGAUCUACGGUCUUUGGCCCACAGCACCAUCAUUUACGAGCCGGCUAGUAGCCAUUCGUCAUCGCAGUCGCGGGACCAUAUGAGCAGCGGCGGUAGUGGUAGCGGAGGCAGCUCGAGCGGAUCGGGCGCGGACGGUGGACAGAAUGCGCUUUUGAAAUUGGAGUCUUCGCCGUUUGAUCCGAACGUGGUGGCUACGUUUGCCCAGGACUCUACAAGCGUGCUGGUCUUGGAUAUGCGAUACCCAGGGACACCCGUGUGGACGCUGGACGGCCACUCUGGGGCGGUGAACCAGAUCAAGUGGCACCCAACCCGCCACAACGUGCUACUUUCGGGCGGUGACGAUUGCCAGGCUCUCGUGUGGGAUCUCAACACGCCGACGAACGGUGGUGGGAGUGCCGGUAGCGGCGGGAGCAGCGGUACGGCGUCGUCUGCGACGACGGCGAAAUGGGGCAACGGCAAGAUGGGCGUGCAGUCGAUGGACACGCCGCAGCAGGCGUACGACGACACGAAUUACGAGAUAAAUAACGUGGUUUGGAGACCCGAGGGCGAUUGGUUUGGAGCCAAUAUGGGUCGUCAUUUCCAGGCCGUUAGAAACUGA
Molecule: messenger RNA, 1353 nt
Organism: Lachancea sp. 'fantastica'
Lineage: Eukaryota; Fungi; Ascomycota; Saccharomycetes; Saccharomycetales; Saccharomycetaceae
Source: the annotation of a GenBank genome assembly